This is a messenger RNA of Drosophila innubila, 4920 nucleotides long. RefSeq lists its product as uncharacterized. The coding region runs from base 1287 to 4850 and encodes 1187 amino acids. Gene Ontology annotation, cellular component: nucleus. The transcript has 8 exons. The record is from RefSeq and is a predicted model, not a curated record. NCBI's taxonomy places the organism in Eukaryota, Metazoa, Arthropoda, Insecta, Diptera, Drosophilidae. Gene Ontology annotation, molecular function: zinc ion binding.
GUCUUGUUGGAUUUUUGCCGUGAACGGACGUAUCUUGUGUGUUUGCGCUGCUGCGUCGCAGUUAGCGUAGUUUGACUCAAAACAAUUCAAUAACUGCAACAACAACAGCAACAGCGCAUUCUGAGUUGUGUUUACAUUUUAAAUGUAAUUUAUAAAAUAGCAAUUAAGCUUAAACUUUGUGCGUCGGGUUUUAUUUUAUUUUGUUCGGUUUAUUUUUUUUUUGUUGUUUUUUUUGUUUUGAUUUUUUUUUUGUCAGAGUUUUAAUCGAGCUGACAAACUAAAUGUGCAGGUGCAAAAAAGAACAAAUCAAAAUCGCAAUCGCAAGACGAACAACGAUUUGUCAACUAAAUUUAUGUAAGCAGAAGAAAAACGGAACAUAACAUAAAUUACUAAGCAUUCACAUACAUAAAUGUACAUACAUGGAUACAUAUUUAUUUACAUGCAUAUGUAGAUACAAUACACGAAUACGAACAAUAAAGCAACUUUACACAUUCCAAUUUGAUUCUGUUUGUGUGAAAAACUAAUAAGUAAAAAGAGACGACGAAGCAACAAAAACAACAACACAACGGCAGCAGCAGCAGAAACAAAAACAACAACAACACAAGUAUUAACAGCAAGAAAACCAUAGGCACGGCAAAGAAGAAAAUAAAUAGCAAUUUCGACUAAAUAAAGUACCCAAAUCACCGUCAAUCCAGUCGCGUGACCGUUUUUCCGCCACUCUAUGUGCAUGUGCAUGCGUGUGUGUGCGCUUUUAUUUAUUUAUUUUGAUUUUUGGUCACAUUAAAGUGAACAUCGUAGAGUUGCCACUUGUUGAACUCUAUACAUUUGAAGUCGGGAGUCUUUUUUCGCCCAAUGUCGACGCAGCGGGAACGUGGAUAACAACAGGAAGAUAAGGAGCAAGAGCGAGAGUGUAAACGAGAGUGGAGAGAGAGAGAGAGAGAGAGGAAAGCAGCGUGUGUGCGAAAAGAGAGGCCAGAGACGCCAGAGAGGAAGUUCUGGCAUGCAGCUGGCUGGCUGGCCGGCUGGCUGCUUUUACGCCUCCUCUCCAACACCAACACGAACACGAACAACAACACCAACACCAACAUCGACAACAAUUCAAAUAGCGAUUCCCAUUCCAAAUCCCAUUCCUGUACCGUUGAUAACCACGAUCACGGCAUUAUCAUCAUCAGCGUCUCCAUUGCGGGACAUUAUCAUCAUCUCCGAUUCAGAUUCCGGUUCCGAUUGCGAUUCGCAUUGCAACGGCUUGACAAUCAGCUCGUGAUUGGCGGAUUUGAUUCUUCAACAUGGACAACGAGAUAUGCAAUCCACAACUAUGUCGCAUUUGCAUCACAUCGCACACAAACUCCAUGCAAAUGAUUUCCAUUUUCGGCGAGGAUUCACUUUGGCAGAAGAUCACCACAUUGGCGGAUGUCAAGAUCACCAAGAACGACACGCUGCCACAACAGGUGUGUGUGAAUUGUGCAAAGACGGCGAUCUCGGCGUGUUUGUUCAAGAAGAAGUGCGAGGAUGCGGAUAACUUUUAUCGCCAACAGUUGCUGAUUAAGAAGAUCGAGGGGCACAGCGGGGGCGGUGGUAGCGAUGCUGCAAAGGAGGAGGAGACGCUGACAGAAGAGGCAGCUGAAAAGGGGCAUGGGAAGGGGCAGUUGAAGAGCAGUGGAGGCAGCGGAGGGAGCGGCAGUGUGGCAAGCAGCAGUAGCAGCGGCAGCGGCAGCAGCAGCGCCGGCAGCAGCUCCAGCAGCAGCAGCAGCUCCGACGACGAUGAGGAGGAGGACAACGAGACGAAUGCCAAUGGAGCAGCUCCUGGAGAAGCCGAUGUUGAUGGCAUUGGCAAUGACAAUGACAAUUUGGAUUGCAAUGACAAUGUGGAUGGCGAUGGCGAUGGCGAUGUGGAUGGCAAUGUGAGCGAUGCCAGCGAGGCACAGACAAGUGCCCAAAAUGGACAUGUGAAUGGGCAACAGCUGUUGGAUCCACUUGAGGAUGAUAUGGAGCCGCUGGAGGAUCGCCUGCAUCAUGACGAUUGCAAUGAGCAGCUUCUGCAGCAGGAUGCACAUGAGGAUGGUGAGAUGCCGGAGCAUGUGGCAUUCAAUUCGAUACGCCUGAUGCAGGAGUAUAUGCAACAGCGUAUGAAUAAGUUCCCCAAUGGCAACAAUGGCCGUCAUAUUGAUGCCUCCCAUCAUCCGCACGAUGUUGAUGACGAUGAUGAUGAGGAUGAGGAAAUGACGCUGCCAUUAAUACCAGAGAUUGAGCUCAUCACACCAUCCGAUGAUCCGUCAAUGAUCUCGCCCAAUGAUCCCAAUGCCAGCGACAUUCCCAAUGGCAACACGUCCAUGCAUCCGGUUGUUGGAGGCGUACGCGGAUUUCAGUGUCCACACUGUUAUCUGGUCUUUGAGAUGAAGCAGAUACUCAAGGCGCACAUGCAGAGUGUCCACGGUGCCCCCGGGCCCGUCUAUGAGUGCACCAAUUGCCGCAAGACAUACUUCUAUAAGCGAUUCCUCGAGAAGCACAUCCGUCGUGGUCGUUGCGUCAAAAAGCGACGCAAUCAGACUCGUCCCAUGCAGUGCUCCGAUUGCCAUGUCCUCUUUCCCACCGGCCAUCACCUGGGCUGGCACAAGCGCACCGGUUGCCCCUCCAAGGCGGCCAAAAUGCCAUUGCAGCAGCUCUUCAAACAGAACAUUGUGCAGUUUAACAAUUUUCCCAAACGCCUGGCAGCUCGCAAACCGCCGCCGGAUAAUGGUGCACUGCAUCUGAACAAUCGCAAAAUCAGCCUGACGAACAAGCGCAAGGGACGCACUCGCAUCAAGUUGGAUGCCAAGAAGAUUGCUCUGGCCAAGCAGCUGAUCCUCCGGGAGGCGACGACGACCGUUAUUGCAAAUGAAUUGAAUAUAUCACGCACAUUUGCCUGGCGCUUACGCAAGAGUCUCGUCAAUGGGGUUAGUCUGCAUGAACGUGUCGUCGAUCAGGCGACCGAGGAGCAACAGCAGCAGCAGCAGCAACAAUUGCAGCUGCAGCAGCAACUACAACAGCAGCAGCAACAACAGCAGCAGCAGCAACAACAGCAACAACAGCAGCAACUGCAACAACAGUUGGAGGAACGCGAGCGUCAACAGCAUCUAUCGUUGCCUUAUGGCCAUCUUGGACUCGGCCUUAUCAAGGAGGAGCAGGUGGACAGCGAUGAUGAGCAGCAUGUUGGCUUAACCAUCGAUGAUGAUCUCGAUCCAGAGAUCGAUGGCGAUGCUGAUGGUGUUGUCAAUGGCGCUGGCGAGAUCGGAGCUGAGGAGACGGCGGGCUAUGCCGGUGACAAUGAUGAUGUCUGCGGUCUUCUGCACAAUGGCUACGACAUGCGUGCCCAGAUGGAAGAUGUGCACAGUCCCAUGCCAGAUGCCUCGGAUAUGGAUCAUGAGCAUCGCUCGAAACGUGAUGUCUCCAUGUCGCCUCCACCGAUGCUGCCCGCACGUGCCGAUGUUGAGGCGUAUCAGCGUCUCUUGGCGGAGUCCCAACGUUUUCCCCACAUUGUCAAUGCUCAGCAGUUGCAGUUGCAGCAGCAGCAGCAACAGCAACAGCAACAACAGCAGCAACAGCAACAGAAGGUCGCACAUAAUGGCACGCUUCCAAUGUUGACGCGUUAUCCGCCCGCCGUUGUCUCGGCAGCCAAUCAUGCUUUGCCCGUCAAUCUGUCCCUGCGCUCCAUGCCGCCAAUGAACAGCAACGAGAGUAAUGGCAGCACUAGCAGCAAUGCAACGGCACCUGCCCAGCAGCAACACCAUCAUCAGCAGCAGCAGCAACAACAUCAACAUCAACAACAUCAACAGCAACAACAUCAACAGCAACAGCAACAACAACAGCAACAGCAACCGCUGUCACAGAUCCAUCAACCCGGAAAGAAACCUCGCAAACCGAAUGUCUUCAUUGAUGAUGAGAAAUAUGCAAUGGCCAAGUUGCUGGUGGCCCAAAACUCAUCGACAAUGGAAAUAGCGCGUGCAUUGAAUGUCUCACAGAUGACGGCCUGGAAGGUGCGUGAUGCCAUAUUGAAGGGGGUGCCCCUCUCCUAUCGCAACAAGCGUUCCGAGGGCAGGGACGAUAUGCGUCUAAGCGAGGCAGCGGCAAUUGCGGCCAAGGAGCAACAGCAGCAGCAACAGCAGCAGCAGCAACAACAGCAACAACAACAGGAGCAACAGCAGCAGCGUCAUCAACAGGAGCUUCAACGUCAGCAGCAGUUGCAGGAAUUGCAGCAGCAACAAUUGCUGCUUAAGCAACAGCAGCAGCAACAGAAGCGUCAGCAGCAGCAACAGGAACUACUGUUGCAACAGCAACAGCAGCAACAACAACAACAGCAGCAGCAGCAGCAGCAACAACAAUUGCGUCACACACCAGCAGACACAUCACAUUAUCAGCAACAACAACAACAACACAAUGGUGGCAAACAGUUACAUCCACGUCGCCGGUUGAAGGCCGCCGAGCGUGAGCUGCGCGACAAGGAGAUCACACGCGAAAUACUCGAACUGAUCAAGGAGGACAGCAACAUCCAGUACUGGAAGGUGUCCGCCCGUCUUGCAGAGAAGGGCAUCAAUAUAUCACCGUCAUCCGUUUGCCAGAAACUCAAAUCGAUGGGCAUUCAUCGACGUUGGAAGCCUGGCGAUAAGCCACCAAUGUUGGCCAUCAGUCAACUGAAGGCAGCAACUGUUGCUGCUGCCGCGGCGGCAACACUGGCAGCCAAUGGUGGCAACUUUGCUCUGCCCAAUGGCGUCAAUGUUGUUGGGGGCGUGGGGGCCAUUGUUGAUGAGGCCUAUGAGCAGCAGCAGCUCGAUUUGGGCGUACCACAUUUUCUCAGUGCCUUUACGCUGCGAUAACGCAAACGAUAACGCAACCGAUAACGAUAACUGAACUGAACUGACGGUAACUAUGACGAAAUGACGUUAG